Messenger RNA from Uloborus diversus, 444 nucleotides. Its product is annotated as histone H1C-like. Gene Ontology annotation, molecular function: DNA binding. The transcript has a single exon. Bases 1 to 444 code for a protein of 147 amino acids. Lineage: Eukaryota; Metazoa; Arthropoda; Arachnida; Araneae; Uloboridae. Gene Ontology annotation, biological process: nucleosome assembly. The record is from RefSeq and is a predicted model, not a curated record. Gene Ontology annotation, cellular component: nucleosome.
AUGGAUUCUGAAGAAGUAAAAGUGAUGGAAAAUGCUCAGAGUUCUCCUAAAGUUGAAAAAAAGACAGGAUCAGGUCUGGGUCGCCAAGUAAUGAACGCCGUUCGCCAACUACAAGGACAGAAAGGAGCUCAAGGAACAACGCUCGCCAGCAUCAAGUCGUUCCUCUGCAACGCCAGAAAUGUGGAUACGAAGCAGAAGGAUGCCGAAAUCAAGAUGUACUUGAAGAAAGCUUUGGAUCGUGGACAACUGAUAAGGGAGGCUGGUAACUAUAAGGUGGCUGCCAAGACUCAAAAGAAGAGUAGUGGAAGACGCAAAAGAAGUGCUGGAGCAGCGAAGGCAUCCCCAAAACGGAAGUCAAGAAAAUUGGCCGUGUCCAAAUCUGCGAAGAAAACUGGUAAACCGAGAGCCAAGAGGAGUAAAAAGAGAAGCUCUAGCCAAAAGUAA